AGCCGAUUGGCAGAGCGGUGCUUUCAGGAACAAUAACAGUGGGGGGAGCACUGGUCCCAGGGAGCCGCCCCCCCCUCUGGCCCUGUGACUCGCGCCCCCCGCUGGGGUCCCACCUCUGCGCCCGCCCUGCGGGCUGACCAGCCCGACCGGGGCCCGCCCCCGGCGCCCACCAUGUACGCCUUUGUGCGGUUCCUGGAGGACAACGUCUGCUACGCUCUGCCUGUGUCGUGCGUGCGCGACUUCAGCCCCCGCUCGCGACUGGAUUUUGACAACCAGAAGGUGUACGCCGUAUACCGUGGUCCUGAGGAGCUGGGUGCCGGGUCAGAGAACCCCCCGCGCGCCCCCCGCGACUGGGGCGCGCUGUUGCUCCACAAGGCCCAGAUCCUGGCGCUGGCAGAAGACAAAUCUGACCUUGAAAACAGUGUGAUGCAGAAGAAAAUAAAAAUCCCCAAACUUUCUCUCAGUCACAUAGAAGAAGAUGGGGAGGUUAAAGAUUAUGGGGAAGAAGAUUUACAGCUUAGACACAUCAAGGAUUGUCUGGGGAAAUAUUGAGCUGCAGACCAAGAAAGUCCCAGCUGCCCUUGCCUGAACUGAUUCUCGUUGUCCUACACAGAGACCUGAGGGGCGGAAGCCAAGCGAAGUGGCGCACAAGAGCAUCGAAGCAGUGGUGGCCCGGCUAGAGAAGCAGAACGGCCUGAGCCUGGGCCACAGCACUUGUCCGGAAGAGGUCUUCGUGGAGGCCUCACCAGGCACAGAGGACAUGGACAGUCUAGAGGACGCUGUUGUGCCCCGGGCUUUGUACGAGGAGCUGCUGCGCAACUACCAGCAGCAGCAGGAGGAGAUGCGCCACCUCCAGCAGGAGCUGGAGCGGACUCGGAGGCAGCUGGUGCAGCAGGCCAAGAAGCUCAAGGAGUAUGGGGCGCUCGUGUCUGAGAUGAAGGAGCUCCGUGACCUCAACCGGAGACUCCAGGAUGUGCUGCUCCUUAGGCUUGGCAGCGGUCCUGCCAUUGACUUGGAAAAAGUAAAGUCAGAAUGUCUCGAACCCGAGCCGGAGUUACGGAGCACUUUCAGUGAGGAAGCAAAUACGUCGUCCUAUUACCCCGCUCCUGCACCUGUCAUGGACAAGUAUAUCCUAGACAAUGGCAAGGUCCAUCUGGGAAGCGGGAUUUGGGUUGAUGAGGAGAAAUGGCACCAGCUACAAGUGACCCAAGGAGAUUCCAAGUACACGAAGAACUUGGCAGUCAUGAUUUGGGGAACAGAUGUUCUGAAAAACAGAAGCGUCACAGGAGUUGCCACAAAAAAAAAGAAGGAUGCAGUCCCAAAGCCACCCCUCUCACCACACAAACUAAGCAUUGUCAGAGAGUGUUUGUAUGACAGAAUAGCACAAGAAACUGUGGAUGAAACUGAAAUUGCACAGAGACUCUCCAAAGUCAACAAGUACAUCUGUGAAAAAAUCAUGGAUAUCAAUAAAUCUUGUAAAAAUGAAGAACGGAGGGAAGCAAAAUACAAUUUGCAAUAAACUUUGGUUUUUCAUAAAGCCUUCGCGUUUUCCUUGCAAGGUGUGUGAUUUGCGGACGAUGGUGUCAUCCAAAUCAGACCCCAGCACGUUUGGUGGUGUGCAGGUAGGGAGCUAGUAGGGUGCUGGGGUCAGUGGCUUGUUCUGAACUUGGACUUCCUACUCCAAAGAAGGCAGAUGGAUUUGCUGAGACUCAGGCAGAGCCUGGUGCCACAGGUGUCAUUAUGGCAAAGGGAAAAGCACUUUUCAGAGGGUGGUAGAGCGUCUCUAAGCUGCCUGUCACUUGACCACGAUAUGAACUGAUAUUUUUACUGUCAAGGACUUCUAUCUUUGCUCUUCUAUUUUGUUCUAUAAUAAAGCUUCAUUAAUUCUU
Messenger RNA from Castor canadensis (American beaver), 1889 nucleotides. RefSeq names its product BEN domain containing 5 (gene Bend5). Lineage: Eukaryota; Metazoa; Chordata; Mammalia; Rodentia; Castoridae. The record is from RefSeq and is a predicted model, not a curated record. Gene Ontology annotation, molecular function: DNA binding. Gene Ontology annotation, biological process: negative regulation of DNA-templated transcription.